This is a messenger RNA of Morus notabilis, 574 nucleotides long. Its product is annotated as cysteine-rich and transmembrane domain-containing protein WIH2. The transcript is spliced from 3 exons. Bases 149 to 457 code for a protein of 102 amino acids. NCBI's taxonomy places the organism in Eukaryota, Viridiplantae, Streptophyta, Magnoliopsida, Rosales, Moraceae. The record is from RefSeq and is a predicted model, not a curated record.
AACAAAAGUUGUGAGAAAUUCCAUAUAUAAGUUGAGCAAAACGCCAUCUGCAUUUAAAUUGCCCAUUCUCCAUCCCUUUUCUUCUUAUUAUUGUUUCAUUUUUUUCGGCCGUUAUUUUCUGUUGCAAAUCUCAACUCUCUUGUGCAACAUGAACCAAUACGGCCAUCAUCAACCACCAGUGGGAUAUCCUCCACAAACCCCUCCAUAUCCAGGGGAGGUUUAUCCUCCACCACCACAAUGGCAAUCCUAUCCGCAAGGGUACAGUCAAGGUCCUUUUGUUGCUCCACCUCCAGUAGGGCCUCCUAUGAAAAAUGGUUUUGGCUACCCCCAUCAACCGCCACCGCCACCACCUCCCCACCAACCGCCGCCGCCGCCGCCUCCCCGCCACAAGUGUGGGUUUUGCAAGGGAUGUUGUGCUGCCUUGUGUUGCUGCUGCCUUUUGGAUAUUUGCUUUUAGAGAUCUUCUGUGUGAAUCUUAUAAUGGAUAUCAUUCUUUUUUACAGCUAUAAACUAUUCAUUGUCCACUUAUUUAUUACGAGCAUUUGGUGGUAGACUAAAAAUGUAUCCUAGUAUG